Molecule: messenger RNA, 1021 nt
Organism: Trichechus manatus latirostris (Florida manatee)
Lineage: Eukaryota; Metazoa; Chordata; Mammalia; Sirenia; Trichechidae
Product: olfactory receptor 51F1-like
Biological process (GO): G protein-coupled receptor signaling pathway
Cellular component (GO): plasma membrane
Molecular function (GO): olfactory receptor activity; G protein-coupled receptor activity
Source: RefSeq, a predicted model, not a curated record
GAUCUAUCUCUAAAGUAGCUGCAAGGAUUACAUGAGGUAUAGUUAUUAAAAUAAUUAUCAAAGUGCCUGACAGAGAGUAGUUUUGACUGAAUGGAAUGUAUCAUUGCAGGAACUUACUGAAGGAGAGUGACACUUCACUCAGACCACCAUGCUAUCUCUUGGGAACUUCACUUCCACAACUUUCUUCUUGAUGGGAGUUCCAGGGCUGGAAGUUUUCCACAUCUGGAUCUCCAUUCCUUUUUGCUGCCUCUGUGUGAUCGCCCUCUUAGGGAACAGCACUAUCCUCUAUGUGGCGAUCACAGACUCCAGCCUCCAUGAGCCCAUGUACUAUUUCCUCUCCAUGCUCUCAGCCACUGACAUGGGCAUCACCAUUUCUUCUCUUCCCACAACACUGGGUGUCCUCUGGUUCAAUGCUAGGAUCAUCAGCCUAGAUGCCUGCAUUGUGCAGAUGUUCUUUCUGCAUGGAUUUACCCUCAUGGAGUCCUCUGAGCUUUUGACCAUGGCUUUUGACCGUUUUGUUGCCAUCUCCAACCCCUUAAGAUAUGCUAUGAUUUUAACGAACUCCAGAAUCAUCAAAGCUGGAGUAGUGAUUGUUGUACGAAUGCUGUUCAACCUGAUGCCCUUGCUGCUGCUUCUUAAGCGGUUGUCCUUCUGUGGUUUUAAUAUGCUUUCUCACUCCUACUGCUAUCACCCUGAUGUUAAGUGCUCUUGCUCAAGUAUCAAGGUUAACAGCAUCUGUGGCUUAAUUGCUCUCAUUCUGACAUCUGGUGUUGACAUUCCCUGCAUUUUCCUUUCCUAUGUGCUAAUCAUUAAAUCCAUCCGUAGCAUCGCUUCGCCAGAGGAGAGAAAUAAGGCCUUUGGCACCUGCGUCUCUCACAUUGGUGCUGUUGCCAUCUUCUAUAUCCCCUGGGUCAUUUUGGCCCUAGUACAUCACUUUGGUCAUAAGGCUUCUCCAUAUGUCCAAUCUUUAUUCAUAGGCUCUUCUGAGCUGAUUGAAGAAUUUGGAAUUCUGACGAUAUAA